GGGUAAAGAACAUCCAUCUACUCACCAAGAAUAAACAAGAAAGGAAACAUAUAAAGCCACGACAAUAAGAUUUUCUGCUUCUUAAAAAGACGAAAAUAGAACAGCGUUGAAUAGGUACCGAUCCCUGCAUCCACCUGCCACAGACCUGCCAGCUGAGUUGCCACUGCCAACACUGCCAGCUACACCAGUGCCAGGUCCAACAUGGCUGUGAGAGGGUCCAGAGUUCUUGGUCUGCUGAGGCACAACCAGUCCUCCAUUCAAAAUGUGUCGUCAAGAGCCAGUUCCUGGUGGACUGGGGUGGAGAUGGGGCCACCAGAUGCAAUCCUUGGUGUGACAGAAGCCUUUAAACGGGACACAAACCCCAAGAAGAUGAACCUGGGUGUAGGUGCUUACCGUGACGAUAAUGGCAAGCCUUUUGUACUACCCUCUGUUAGAAAGGCUGAAGAGCUACUUAUUAGCCAGAAGUUGGACAAGGAAUAUUUGCCUAUCUCUGGUAAUGCAGAAUUCUGCAAAAAGUCUAUAGGCCUUGCUAUUGGUGAUGACAACUCAGCCCUGGCUGACGGACUGAAUGUGACUGUUCAGGGAAUUUCUGGUACUGGUGCACUGCGAAUUGGUUCCACUUUUCUGUCUAAGUUUUUCCCUGGCCCAAAGACUGUGUGGCUGCCGGCACCAACCUGGGGUAAUCAUGUACCCAUCUUCAAACAUGUUAACAUGGACGUCCAACAGUACCGGUAUUAUGACCCCAAGACCUGUGGCUUCAACUUUUCUGGCGCUUUGGAAGAUAUUUCGAAAAUCCCUGAAGGUGGCUUGAUCAUGCUUCAUGCCUGUGCUCAUAACCCAACUGGUGUUGAUCCCAAACAAGAACAGUGGGAUGAGAUGAGCAAAGUCAUAAAGGACAGGAAACUUCUACCAUUCUUUGACAUGGCUUACCAGGGUUUUGCUUCUGGUGAUGUAGCCAAGGAUGCAUAUGCUGUCCGGAAAUUCUUGGCAGAUGGGCAUAAAAUCUGCCUCUCUCAGUCCUUCUCGAAGAACAUGGGGUUGUAUGGUGAGAGAGCUGGUGCUUUCACAAUUAUCUGCAAUGACAAGGAUGAGGCAGCUCGUGUCUUGUCUCAGGUGAAGAUUUUGAUCCGGCCUCUGUACUCCAACCCUCCACUCCAUGGGUCUCGCAUUGUGGCAACUAUUCUUAAUAAUCCCGAUUUACAUGCACUGUGGUUGGAGGAUGUUAAAGGCAUGGCUGAUCGCAUCAUCUCAAUGCGUAGUAAACUGAGGUCAAAUCUUGCCAAAGAGGGCUCAGUGAGAGACUGGACUCACAUCACAGAACAGAUUGGCAUGUUUUGUUUUACUGGAAUGACACCUGAUCAGGUUGCGAAGCUGACGAAGGAGUUCUCUGUGUAUUUGACCAAAGAUGGCCGCAUAUCUGUUGCAGGUAUUGCUUCCAGUAAUGUGGAAUAUCUUGCUCAUGCAAUGCACCAAGUGACCAAGUAAUGUGCUAGUUCUAAGUUCACUUGUUUUAGAGUAUUAUAAAGAGAAAAAUUAAGACAUUUACUACAGAAUGAGUUUCUUCAGUAUUUGCAAAAUGGCAGUAAAAAUACAUGGCAGAUUACAGCCAUAUUAAUAAGAAGCAGGAUCACUAAAUGGUAGUUAACAAUUGCAUUAUCAUUGGUCAAUGAGAAGUAAUGUUUGCCCAAUGUUCCAUAAAAUCUGUUACAAUGGAGUCUUGUCCCAGUUCAUAAAAGACCAGUCUUUGCCUCCUUCACUCCUCUUGGUUACUGUUGCACAUGCUUGUUUGAUAAUUUUUCACAGCCUCUACACUUCCUAAUUAUAACUAUGAUAUUAUACCGUUGAAUGUCAAUAAACAGCUUCAUGAACUUGAUUGAAUUCUUGAGAUUUUGCUUAUGGAAAAAGAUGAGCAUGAAGUUCCUGUUAUGUGGAUGUUUUUUGUUAAUGCUGUUACUAGAAUUUUUUUUUAAGUCAACCCAGGAAUUGUAUUGAGAACUCAACAAGAGUAUUUUUUAAAAUCACAAACAUGUUAAGCAUAAUGACACCACUGGUUUAUAUAUGCACACACCUAGCAAAAAACUAAUAUAAUGUAUUUGUAUGAAAUACUGUAUAGGCGAGCUAAAUAGAAUCAUUUUGGAUCAGAAAAAUGUAACCUAGAAUAUUGUUUUUGAACUUGUAUAUAGUUGUUGAUAUACUGUACUCUAGUACAACCUAAUAGCAAUCAACCCUACAGUCACACAUAUGGGACCUAAUGUGAAAUUUUUUAAUUUAUUCCAAAAUAGAAUGAAUUUAACAUUGAAUUCAGUAUAUUUAUUUCUGUAUAUAUCAGAUGUAAUUCUUUAAUUACAGAAGAUACUCCCUGUAAUUAAAAGUACAUAAUAAAGUCCCACUUAAA
Molecule: messenger RNA, 2395 nt
Organism: Homarus americanus (American lobster)
Lineage: Eukaryota; Metazoa; Arthropoda; Malacostraca; Decapoda; Nephropidae
Gene: Got2
Product: aspartate aminotransferase, mitochondrial-like
Exons: 10
Coding region: 202-1485 (427 amino acids)
Biological process (GO): L-aspartate catabolic process; biosynthetic process
Cellular component (GO): mitochondrion
Molecular function (GO): pyridoxal phosphate binding; L-aspartate:2-oxoglutarate transaminase activity
Source: RefSeq, a predicted model, not a curated record